Molecule: messenger RNA, 2329 nt
Organism: Protomyces lactucae-debilis
Lineage: Eukaryota; Fungi; Ascomycota; Taphrinomycetes; Taphrinales; Protomycetaceae
Product: imidazoleglycerol-phosphate synthase
Exons: 2
Coding region: 225-1898 (557 amino acids)
Biological process (GO): L-histidine biosynthetic process
Molecular function (GO): oxo-acid-lyase activity; imidazoleglycerol-phosphate synthase activity
Source: RefSeq, a predicted model, not a curated record
AGGAAACAUCCCAAAGCCAGACUCUGCCACUCCCUCUCGCAAGGCCUUCGCGUCCCACGAGGGAGAUCGCCCCGCCAGUCCAAGGGCCUCGCUCCCUAUAAAGCAGGUCCCUGCUUCUCUCGCCUUUCCUGCAUCUCUCCAACCCUCCCACACACGACAAGAUCUAAUCGCUCGCACGACAGCCUGCGCAUCCACUUCCUGCUUCUUUGCAUCUGCUCGCAACAAUGAGCUCACCUCCCUCUAAAGUUCCCAAGUUUGAGGAAUACAAACCAACCGUUUCCAUCUUGUCCUAUGGCGCCGGUAACAUCCAAAGUCUCUGCAAUGCCAUCGAACAGAUUGGUUUUGAGCACAAGUUCGUCAAGGAUCCCUCUGAGAUCGAAAAGGCCGAGAUUCUUUUGUUCCCGGGUGUCGGCAACUUUGGCCAUGUCUGUGCUUCCUUGCGGGACAAGGGCUAUGCAGAACCCCUCAAACACUACAUCGAUGCCGGUAAACCCUUCAUGGGCAUCUGCGUCGGUAUGCAAGCGCUCUUUGAAGGCAGCGAAGAAGCACCCGAUGUCCCUGGUCUGGGUGUGAUUCCCGGUAUCGUGCGCAAAUUCGAUGAUGCCGAUAAGGCCGUUCCUUGUAUUGGUUGGAAUUCUGCCGUUGUUCGUGAUGAAACUGAUACAGCCAUCUACGGUAUCACACCCCAUGCCAAGUACUACUACGUGCACACGUACGCGCGGAAGAUGGACCAAAAGCUCGGCGGCGGCUGGAGCGUUGCUACUGCCAAGUAUGGUACAGAAGAAUACGUUGGUGCUGCAGUACGCGAGAACUGCCUUGCUACACAAUUUCACCCUGAAAAAAGCGGUACUGCAGGACUUAAGAUCCUCGAGGCCUUCUUGAAGAAACAGGUGCGGAAACCAAUCACUGGCAAAGCAACCGUUAUUUGCGAGCAGCCUGGACGUGGUGGUUUGACAUUCAGAGUUAUUGCUUGCUUGGACGUGCGCUCAAAUGACAAGGGCGACCUCGUCGUUACAAAAGGCGACCAAUAUGAUGUGCGUGAAAAGGAUGAAGCAGGCGAUGUUCGGAAUCUUGGCAAGCCUGUCGAGCUGGCCUCGAGAUACUUCAAAGAAGGCGCUGAUGAAGUCACCUUCCUCAAUAUCACGUCCUUCAGGAAUGCGCGUGCUGCAGAGGCGCCUAUGCUCGAGGUGCUACGGCAAGCGGCAAAGACAGUCUUUGUGCCAAUGACAGUCGGUGGAGGCAUCAAGGAUACGACAGAUCCUGAUGGAACGACGCACAGUGCCCUUGAUGUUGCGCGCAUGUACUUUGAUGCAGGAGCCGACAAGGUGUCUAUUGGCAGCGAUGCCGUCUACGCUGCGGAGAAGUACUACGCCAACGACAAAAAGGCAGACGGUACGACUGCUUUGGAAGCCAUCUCUCAAGCAUACGGUAAUCAGGCUGUCGUGGUUUCUGUGGACCCCAAGCGCCGAUACGUGGCUAGUCCGAAAGACACAAAGCACCACGCCAUCAAGACGUCUCGGAAAGGACCGAAUGGCGAGGAAUACGCUUGGUAUCAAUGCACCGUCUCUGGAGGCCGCGAGGCGCGUGAUCUCGAUGUCAGGCAGCUGGUUCAAGCUGUGGAAGCUCUUGGAUGUGGUGAAAUUCUGCUCAAUUGCAUGGAUCAAGAUGGUAGCAACAGCGGCUUCGACCUUGAACUCGUCGCAGAUGUCAAGGCUGCCGUCAAAAUUCCAGUCAUUGCAUCUUCUGGUGCAGGCAAGCCCGAGCACUUCAAGGAAGUGUUUAUGGAGACUGGCUGCGAAGCUGCAUUGGCUGCUGGUAUUUUCCACCGGAAUGAGUGCACGAUUGGCGACGUGAAGCGGUAUUUGACAAGCGAAGACUUGCUCGUUCGCCAAGAGUAGUAUCUGCAUCCUCACUAUAACGCCUGUACCAUUAGCCAGCUCUUCGUAGAAUGCUGAGCACCCUUCAUUCUGCUACAGUAUUAGGGUAACCAGAGUCAGGACUAUUCUAUGCCACCAGCCAGACUCAAAUUAGCCGAAGCGUCAACAACGACACCCCCACGGACCGCGGCGCAUAUCCAGGUAGCUGGGCCGGUCUGACGGGGCAGUGUCCAUGGUCGAUGCGAACAGGGCAAGCCCAAUUUCAUCACCCGUCGCGUCGCCUGAAGAGAGCUUUGGUCCUGACAGCGCAUCCAAGGCGCGGAAAACAGUCAGCAAUGGCAAAGCGACACCUGCGGUCGCAUCUGGUGCUGAUAGAUCGGCUGCUGCGCGCGUGGAUAUUGAUGUGCCCCUUAAUAAGCUGCACGAGGUACUGAAAGAGAAAUGGUCGGCGU